AUGACGAUUCAGUAUCAAGCUUGCCAUCCCCUUCCACUCUUUUCUGUUCCUCAAAUUUCAUCAAGCAAAAUCUAUGCAACUUCUUCAUCUGUUACAAGAAGGAAAGCUUUAUCAAUCUUUACGUUCACCACGGUUUUCUCUGGACUGGCAUUCUCCGAUAGUUGCUCUACAAAUUACAGUUGGUCCAAAACUGCGAUUUCAGAUUUUGUAGAGCUCCCAAAUUCAGGUGGAGUCAAGGCUCUGGACCUUCGCGUUGGAGACGGUGAGACGCCAGCUAAUGGCGAUAAGGUUGCAAUUCAUUACUAUGGAAGAUUGGCUGCAAAGCAAGGGUGGCGCUUUGAUUCGACGUAUGACCAUAAAGAUGGAACCGGAGAGCCAAUUCCAUUUGAGUUCAUCCUUGGUUCCGGCAAAGUCAUAUCGGGAAUUGACACGGCACUAAGAUCAAUGAAAGUAGGUGGUAUCCGUCGAGUCAUUAUCCCACCAUCUGAAGGGUACCAAAACACAUUUCAAGAGCCCAUUCCACCUAAUUUUUUCGAUAGACAGAGGCUCUUUACUACCAUUUUCAAUCCAACGCGUCUAGCCAAUGGAGAAGGCUCAACACUAGGGACACUCAUAUUCGAUAUUGAGCUGGUUAGCCUGAGGCAUCAAUGAACUUCCCAAAUUUUGCAUUGUAAGCAAUAUUUUGUGUAUAGUAUUACUACACUUGAUCAGUGAUGACUGUAUGUAUAGUUCACUCUUGUGAUUUGAGAUCUCAAAAAUUGUCACAUCCAGUGUACGUAAUGAUAGCAGGUGCUAAUUUCACGACCCCUACU
Molecule: messenger RNA, 812 nt
Organism: Olea europaea var. sylvestris
Lineage: Eukaryota; Viridiplantae; Streptophyta; Magnoliopsida; Lamiales; Oleaceae
Product: peptidyl-prolyl cis-trans isomerase FKBP17-1, chloroplastic
Exons: 4
Coding region: 1-651 (216 amino acids)
Molecular function (GO): peptidyl-prolyl cis-trans isomerase activity
Source: RefSeq, a predicted model, not a curated record